ACCUUUAACUGGUCCGGGUGCAUUGUCCCAAGAGCUGCUUGAGAAUCUUCUAUCACCAAAAGCCGCUAUGGUUGUUGGAUCGUACAGAUCUUAUACUGAUUUUCAUUGCAGGUAUUUGAUGUAUCUUUGGAAUAAAAGGAUUUCUGAAGAACAGCUUGAAAAGUCCAGUUAUCAUUUUCCCAAUGGACCUUUAAGAAGGCAUGUAGCUUCUACAAAGUCGAUGAAGAAGAGGUCCCAAUGGACCUUUAAGAAGGCAUGUAAUUUCUACGAGAUUGAAGAAGAGGAUCCUUCGUUAUCAGCUUUUCCUCUUCUGAAAUGCGAAU
Molecule: messenger RNA, 323 nt
Organism: Dentiscutata heterogama
Lineage: Eukaryota; Fungi; Glomeromycota; Glomeromycetes; Diversisporales; Gigasporaceae
Source: the annotation of a GenBank genome assembly